This is a messenger RNA of Drosophila busckii, 1512 nucleotides long. RefSeq names its product glycine receptor subunit alpha-4 (gene HisCl1). Gene Ontology annotation, biological process: nervous system process; chloride transmembrane transport; signal transduction. The transcript is spliced from 6 exons. The record is from RefSeq and is a predicted model, not a curated record. Gene Ontology annotation, molecular function: neurotransmitter receptor activity; extracellular ligand-gated monoatomic ion channel activity; transmembrane signaling receptor activity. The coding region runs from base 176 to 1453 and encodes 425 amino acids. NCBI's taxonomy places the organism in Eukaryota, Metazoa, Arthropoda, Insecta, Diptera, Drosophilidae. Gene Ontology annotation, cellular component: synapse; membrane; neuron projection.
UCACAAUGGUCAAGAGUAGUCAACAGUAGAACAACGUGCCGUAAAAUUAUGAAACUAAAAUUCAAACGUAAAAAAACCAACACGUGAAACGCGCAACACUAUGCAAUAUCAGAAUAUUUAGCAAUUAAAUAAACAUUGAAAAUUUAUAAGUGCAACGAAGUGUGGGUGUUCCAAAAUGCAAGUAAAAAACAUUUUCAGACAAUUUACAAAACAUAGAAUUUUAAUUGCGGUUGCAAUUUACUUGCAUAUACUAGAAAAAUCAAUUCAACUAUGUAAUUGUGUUCAUGGUUUUAGAAAUAAUACAGAGAGCGCCGAGCUGGUUUCCCAUUACGAAUCAAGUCUAUCGUUGCCAGAUAUAUUGCCCAUACCCUCAAAAACAUAUGACAAGAAUCGUGCGCCAAAGCUGCUGGGCCAGCCGACCGUUGUUUAUUUUCAUGUGACAGUACUUUCACUAGACUCGAUCAACGAGGAGUCAAUGACAUAUGUGACUGACAUAUUUUUAGCACAAAGUUGGCGCGAUCCGCGGCUGCGCUUGCCAGAGAAUAUGAGUGAACAAUAUCGCAUAUUAGACGUGGAUUGGCUGCACAGUAUUUGGCGUCCGGAUUGCUUUUUUAAGAACGCCAAAAAGGUGACCUUUCAUGAGAUGAGCAUACCUAACCACUAUCUGUGGCUGUACAAUGAUAAGACGCUGCUUUAUAUGUCCAAACUGACGCUAGUACUCUCUUGUGCUAUGAAAUUUGAGUCUUAUCCGCAUGAUACUCAAAUCUGUUCCAUGAUGAUUGAAAGUUUGUCGCAUACGGUGGAGGAUUUGGUUUUCAUAUGGAAUAUGACAGAUCCAUUGGUGGUUAAUGCUGAAAUCGAGUUGCCACAGUUGGAUAUAUCUAAUAACUAUACUACCGAUUGUACCAUCGAAUACUCAACUGGCAAUUUCACCUGCUUGGCGAUUGUCUUCAAUCUACGCCGGCGUUUGGGCUAUCAUUUAUUUCACACUUAUAUACCAUCGGCGCUUAUUGUGGUUAUGUCCUGGAUAUCGUUUUGGAUUAAGCCCGAGGCAAUACCGGCACGUGUGACACUCGGCGUUACUUCCUUGCUGACCCUCGCAACACAGAAUACUCAAUCUCAACAAUCACUGCCGCCGGUGUCCUAUGUAAAGGCCAUUGAUGUUUGGAUGUCUUCCUGUUCGGUAUUCGUUUUUUUGUCCUUGAUGGAAUUUGCGGUUGUUAACAAUUAUAUGGGACCGGUUGCCACUAAAGCAAUGAAAGGCUACUCCGACGAAAACAUUACCGAUUUAGAUGAUUUAAAACAUCAUCAUCGGGAAUCCAUUAUUGAGCCACAGUACGAUACAUUUUGCCACGGCCAUGCUACAGCUAUAUAUAUAGACAAGUUUUCGCGCUUCUUUUUUCCGUUUUCAUUCUUCAUACUUAACAUUGUCUAUUGGACGACAUUUCUGUAAGUUUCCUGAGCCUACCCCAAUGUAUUUAGGAGAUUGCCGCUAUCAAAUAAUAAAUACAA